Molecule: messenger RNA, 5517 nt
Organism: Aethina tumida (small hive beetle)
Lineage: Eukaryota; Metazoa; Arthropoda; Insecta; Coleoptera; Nitidulidae
Product: transcriptional regulator ATRX homolog
Exons: 19
Coding region: 100-5307 (1735 amino acids)
Cellular component (GO): nucleus
Molecular function (GO): ATP hydrolysis activity; ATP binding; ATP-dependent chromatin remodeler activity
Source: RefSeq, a predicted model, not a curated record
UGCUUGAAGAUGCUUUAUGUUUGUGACAUUUGAAUCGUGAUUUAUAUGUAACUGAAAUGUAAGUGUCGGUGAUUUCCCUGAUCAUUUUACUGAAUUACAAUGUCCCAAGCAGAAGCACUCUUAGGAGUGGCAAAUAAGUUUAAUCAGAUCACUGAAAUUCUAACAGAAACAAAUAUUGUGAAAAAAAUACAAUCUGUCUAUGAAGCAAAUGAUGAAAAUGUACCUAAUGAUGUUUUGAUUGCCACUAAAACAAUUGUAGAUAAAUUAUUUGAUCAAGUUGAUAAUGUAAAAGAAAUAUUUUAUCAAAUAUAUAAUGAACUAUCGCAAGAAAAAUGUGUUAACAAAAAUAAGUGUAGUGAUAAUGAUUCUGACACAUCGCCGCAAGAAGAUUUGGAAAGUACUGACGUAAUUGAAGCUUCUCUUAAUGAAGUUGAACCCAGUAUUAAUGAAAAUAUUGAAAAGGAUAACAUAACUCAAGACAACUCAGUUAUAUUUGUUCAGGAAGGAGACUUAGACAAAAGCAAAGGUUCAUUGGAAAGUACUGAAGCAAAUAUUGAAAAACAAUUAGAGGACACACACAGUUCAAAUUCACAACCAACAAAAGAUAGUACUAAUAUAAUACAAUCAGAAGAUAGUGAGACAGCCAAAAAUACUGAUACAAAUUCCUUGGAAGAACCAUUACAGAGUACACAGGAUACAGAAUUAAAAUCUACAGAAACUGAUGAACAGGUUCAACCACAAGAUACAGAUGUGUGUAAAGAAAAUGAAAAUGUAACAAUACAAGAUUCAUCAGUGGAUAAAUCUGAUGUAAAUAUGCAAGAUGAUUCCUUACAGAGCUCACAACACAAUUAUGAAGAAUCUGAAACUGCAAACACUGAUGGUCCACAAAAUACAGGAACAGGUACAACAAAGGAAAGCACUGAUGAGACUACAAAAACUGCUGCACCUGAGGAAGAUACUAAAAAAUAUAUUUCAUUGGUUCCUUUAAUUAAAUUAGUGGAUAUUAACAAAUUACUGAUUCCAUCAACCACUGAGUUGCCAUCGCCAAAGGUUAAAAAAAGUGUUACUUUUGACUCAACUGUAAUAGUUCUAACCGAUUCUGAAGAAGGUUCACCUAAAAAAUCUCAGAAAUUGAGUGAUUGUGAAUCAGAUAGAAGUGAAACCUAUAAGAGAAGUCGCGGUGGUUUAAGAACCAGGGAGUCUCUGAGAAGUGAGAAUACUGAAGCCACAAAAGAAACAUCAGAAAAGUUGGAAUCUAGUGAUGAUGAUUGUGUGUCUAAACCUAAGAAGAAAAAUUCUCAAAGGAAAUCUGCAGGAAAAAAAAGUACUUCAAACAGUAAUUCAAAACCAGCAUUAGAUUCCAGUGAUGAAGAAAGCAAAAAGAACAGGGUUAAUUUAGAUUCCAAUAGUUCAGAAAAAUAUGAUGCAACAGAAGUGUCCUCAAAUUCAGAUGUUGAAAUGAUAACGGACACUGUGGAACAACCUCCAACAACUGAAAAAGGUACAAAUGAAUUGGACAAAAAUGAGUCUGAUGCAGAAGUGAAUAAUAAAAAAGUCUCACAUAGUUCCUCUGUAAAAGCAAAAACCUCUGGCAUUAAGAAACAUAGUAUUUCAAAGAAAAGUCUGAUUAAUGAGUUUGACUCAUCUGACUCGGAUAGUAGUGACUCAGAUAAUCCUAAAAGUAAUGUGAGGAGAAAAGCAACAAAGGAAAAGAAGUCUGUUCAUCCAAAUGGUCAACUGUAUAUUCCUUUACCAAGAAUAUCUUGUUGUAAACUCCAGGAAAUUUAUGAAAAAAAUAAAGAAAUACAGGAAAUUAAAAGACUGACAAACAUGAAGUCACUCAAAACAAAGAGGAGCAGAGCUCAAAAAAAUUCAUCCUCUCCAAAGUCAUCCGAUUCUGAUGGUCCGACGCUCAAAAAGCAAAAGAAAACGCCAGCAAGUAAUUCGGCGGACCUUUCCGAAAAUGAUGAACAUUCAUCAUUUGAGGACAUUGUUAAAGACAAUGAUAAAAAUGAUGAAAUAAAUACCAGCAAAGAUAAUGAAGUAAUUGAAGCGGAAACUGAAGAACCAGUUGCCACAGGUAGUGCUGAUUUCUUAAGCGAUGCUGAUUCUAAUGAAAACUCUGAUACUGAGGCCAAAAACAAGAAAAAGAAGAAACAAGACAAGGAGUCAAAGAAAGACGAUAAAAAAGAGAAAAAGAAGGAUUCUGAGGAUGAGGUCAGUGAUUCUGACAAAAAGAGCAAGAAGAAAUGGCGAAAUGACAAGUUACUUGUAGGAAAAUUAUCCAGCUCAGAUUCAGAAGACAACUAUCAAAAGUACUUGGACAAGAAGAAUAAAGAUACUUCUAGUGACAGUGAAAAUAAUACCUUCAAAGUUAAGAAAAUUCAAAGCAAAAAACAGAGGAAAAGGGUCAAUAUUGUAACUGAUUCCGACUCUGAUAAUGAAAAGAAAAGCAGUGGAGAUGAAUUCCAAGCUAAGAGUGACUCUAGCAGUUCAGAAGAAAGUAAGAAGAGUGAAGAAGAGGAAGAGAAAGAAAAGCCUAAACCCAAGAGGAAGCGUAUUAAGAGGACUAAAGGAAGUAGCAGCGACGAAGAAGAAGAUAAAUCUACUAGAAAACAGAUUAGAAAGGUAAUGGGAAAAGAUUCUCUCUCAGAUAAGACCAAGAAAGCGGAAGCCGAUGAGAAGGAACGUAAGGCUCGUAUUGCAGAGAAACAGAAAAAGUACAACAUGAUAUUCGAGAGCAAAGAUCACAACGCCAUUGUCGAGAAGGUGGUCUUGGACUUCGACGAGAAAACAAACGAGGAAAUGUUGACUGUUGACUCUAAAUUGGUUAAGAAGUUAAAACCGCAUCAGGCCAGCGGUAUUAAAUUUAUGUGGGAUGCUUGUUUCGAAAGUAUCAACAGAGCCCAGACUACCAAAGGCUCCGGAUGUAUACUGGCCCAUUGCAUGGGUCUCGGUAAAACGUUGCAAGUUAUCACAUUAUCGCACACUUUAUUGGUAAACAGCGAACAAACUAAUGUGCACAAGGUUAUGGUCGUGUGCCCGGUGAACACGGUUCUAAAUUGGAAGAGCGAAUACAAGAAAUGGCUCACCAAAGACGUUGAAUUUGAAGUUUACGAGCUGGUCUCCUGCAAACAAAACUACGAACGCAUGUACAAAGUCACCGAUUGGCACAAGAACGGUGGCGUUCUUAUCAUCGGCUACAACAUGUUCCGAAUGUUGAGCAAUCCUAGCAACAAGAGGCUCAGCAAGAAGUUGCGUACCGCAUUCCAGGAGGGACUGGUUGACCCAGGUCCAGAUUUAGUUGUGUGCGACGAGGGACAUUUAUUGAAAAACGAGAAGACCAAUCUGAGUAUCUCCAUGAAUCGAAUUAAAACGCAGAGAAGAAUCGUUCUUACAGGCACACCUUUGCAGAACAAUCUCAGAGAAUAUUGGUGCAUGGUCCAAUUUGUCAAACCCAAUCUGUUGGGUACUUACAAGGAGUAUUUGAAUCGAUUCGUAAAUCCCAUUACUAACGGACAAUAUACAGAUUCCACUCAACACGACAUUCAGGUGAUGAGAAGAAGAGCUCAUGUCUUGCACAAAAUGUUAGAUGGUAUUGUACAACGGCGGGAUUACGCUGUGUUAGAACCGUACCUUCCACCAAAACACGAAUAUGUCUUAUUCGUGACAUUGACCGAAACACAAGUUAAGAUGUACCAACACUACAUGACUCACUUUGGACAAAAGUCAAACGGCAGUGGCAGAACAUCCUUUUUGUUUAACGACUUCCAACAGCUUCAAAGAAUUUGCACUCACCCAAGAGUUUUAUUGGACAAGAGCAUUGAAGACAAAGAGAAGAAGGAGAAAAAUUUCCUGGAUGACGAAGAAUCCGAAGGAUCCCUUAAAGACUUCAUCGACGACGGCAGCGAUAAAGACUCGUCCAGCUCCGAUAGCGAAGCCGGUUCUUCGGGUUCGAAAUCGGGUAAGUCGGGCGACGAGGCACCUUUGCGCAAGCGCACCACUCGUCUUCAAAGAGCCCAGCGUCGCGACAACAACGAACCGGAAUCGGAUGAGGAAAUAGAGUCCGAAGCCAAGAAGGAGUGGUGGCAGGAGUACUGCGACGGCGACCAACUGGAAGAUCUUAACAAUAGCGGCAAAAUGUUCCUUUUGUUUGAAAUAUUGAAAGAAUGCGAGCAGAUCGGCGACAAGAUUUUGAUAUUCUCCCAAUCAUUGUACACUCUGAACUGCAUCGAGUUCUUUUUGAACAAAAUUGACGAAGCCACCCAAUCCGGAAAUACUGAGGCGGUUGGUGGACAUACCGGAUCUUGGUCGCUUGGCCUCGACUACUUCCGGUUGGACGGUUCCUCAAGCUGCGACAAUCGUGCCAAUUGGUGUGACCAGUUUAAUUCUCCCUCUAACACAAGAGCAAGAUUGUUCUUGAUUUCCACAAAAGCAGGAGGUCUGGGUAUUAACCUGACGGCUGCGAACAGAGUUAUAAUAUUUGAUGUAUCCUGGAACCCCUCUCACGACACUCAGAGUAUAUACAGAGUAUACCGUUUCGGUCAGACCAAACCCUGUUAUGUGUACAGGUUUGUUACAUAUGGUACCAUGGAGAUGAAGAUAUAUGAAAGACAAGUGACAAAACAGGCAAUAUCAAAGAGAGUAAUAGACGAACAGCAAAUUGAUAGACACUACAACCAGAACGACCUUCAAGAAUUAUACCAAAUGGAUUUGACACCAACUGAGAGACCAACACCCCUUGUACCUAAAGACGUUUUGUUAGGUGAAAUGCUUCAGACGUAUUCCUCACACAUUUACAAGUAUCAUGAACAUCAGUCUUUGUUGGAAAACAAGGAAGAAGAAACAUUGAACGAGGAGGAGAGAAAAGCAGCUUGGGAAGAAUUCGAAAACGAGAAGGUUAACAAGAUGAAGAACUUCGUUAAUCAACAAGCUCAAGGUUUUUCACGGGAUGCCGUAGUCAUGGCUUUAUCCAACAUUGUGAGACGUGAUAAUCCAACAUGGUCAGACACACAAGUUAACGCCAUUGUUCCUGCUCUUAUGCAGCAAUUACAAGUUCAAAUGCAAGCCGGAGACAUAACAAUGUAUCAAAGAGUACAACGUGAGAUUAACCUCAUAAAAAUGCAAGAAGCUCAAAAGUUGCGAGAACAGUAUUAUCGACAACAAAUGAUGUUCCGCAUGAUUCGGUCACAACAGCAACAGCAAAACAUGAUGGGUAAUAUGAAUAUUGAUACGAAUCAACUUUUUAAUAUACUGAGGCAAGGAGCAACCAACACUAGUUCAAAUGAAGUCAUAGAACUAAAUUAAGGAUCCUCCAACUCAAGAUUUAUGUGAAUGCGUGUAUUUAUUUAAUUUUUUUUUGUAUAUACCAAAAAUCUAUUUUUUUGAUUUGGAAUUAAAAUUGAUUUAAAACUUUUAUAUCUACACAUUUCAUUUAUUAAUCAGCCUGCAAACUUGUAUUUUGUAAAUACAUUUGUAUCGACUGUUAUUUCAAUAUAUUGUAUUCCAAACAUCCUA